AUGGCCACCGAUCAAGAAGCGGGCAAUGCGCUCAAGUUGCAGGGAAACAAGGCUUUUGGCCAACACGACUGGCCUAAUGCCAUCGACUUCUAUAACCAGGCUAUCGAAAAAUAUGACAAGGAUCCCUCCUUCUUCUGCAACCGGGCACAGGCCUACUGGAGACGCGCCCUGGCCAAUGUCGCAAUUUUGAGCUACAAGGAAGCACUGAAGGAUUUCAAGGCAGUGCUCAGACGUGAGCCAGGCAACCAAAGUGCGAAGCUGAGGGCAGCAGAGUGCGAGAAGCUUGUGCGCCGUAUAGAAUUCGAGCGGGCCAUCGAGGUCUCAGACCCACCCUCCGCGUUCGCGGAUUUGGAUAUCGACGCCAUCAAGGUUGAGGAUAAUUACGAUGGUGUGCGCAUUGGAGAUGAGAUGACACAGGAAUUCAUCGAUGAUAUGAUCCAGCGAUUCAAGGAUGGAAAGAAGAUUCACCGCAAGUACGUUUUCCAGAUCAUCAAGGCCGUUAAGGAACUUGUCUACAACGAGCCCACGAUGGUGGAAAUUGGUGUCGAAUCUGGAAAGAAGUUGACUGUCUGUGGUGAUACCCACGGCCAAUACUUCGACCUGCUUGAAAUCUUCCGCCGGAACGGUGCUCCCUCUGAUACCCAUGCUUAUCUCUUCAAUGGUGAUUUCGUCGACCGUGGAUCCUGGUCUUGCGAAAUCGCAUUGCUGCUCUAUGCCUACAAGUGGCUCCGACCUAACGGUUUGUUCCUGAACCGCGGAAACCACGAGACAGAUGAUAUGAAUAAGGUCUACGGAUUCGAAGGUGAAUGCAAGGCUAAGUAUAACGAGCGCGUUUUCAAGGUGUUCUCCGAGUCUUUCUCGGCCCUGCCGCUGGCCACCCUGAUCGGUGAUAAGUACCUUGUUCUUCACGGCGGUCUUUUCUCCGAUGACAAGAUUAAGUUGGAUGAUAUCCGCAAGCUCAACCGCCACAACCAAAGGCAACCCGGCCAAGCAGGUCUCAUGAUGGAGAUGCUUUGGACUGAUCCCCAGGUUGACCCUGGCCGUGGCCCUAGCAAGCGUGGUGUGGGUCUUCAGUUCGGUCCGGAUGUGACCAAGCGUUUCUGUGAGAACAACGGCCUCGAAGCUAUCAUCCGCUCCCACGAAGUUCGCAUGGGAGGUUACGAGGUUGAGCACGAUGGCCGCUGCAUCACUGUCUUCUCCGCCCCCAGAUACUGUGACGCCACAGAAAACAAGGGUGCAUACAUUAACAUUGGCCCCGAACUCAAGCUGGCUUAUGAAGUGUUCGAGGCUGUGCCGCACCCCGAUAUCAAGCCCAUGACCGGCGCUAUUGACGACCUGCACCGCACAGUCGUAGGCGUCAAUGAGGAUGAGAAAGCCAAUGAGGGCAAGGGCAUCAUUGCCAAUCUGGCUAAGUUGAAGUAUGAGCUUCAACACAACCGACAACUUACCCCGAUUGAGGACGACGGACACCCGGAUAUCGCCUCGUAUAAUAAGGAGCUGGAGCAGCGGGGAAACCCCCAAUGGCACGAUGUGCCUUGGCUCUUCUCCGAGUGCUAUCUCUACCGUCGGAUGGAGUCCCUCUUCGCGCUGUCCAAGCACUGGAAAGGAUAUGACGUUUUCGCCCGCCAGAAGAUGAACACAUUCAAAUCAUCGCGCCCAGCGGUACUGGAACUUGCAGCGAGAUACCGUGAUAUCGUGACAGAGGCAGAAUCAAGCAAAGCAAAGGAAACAAAGUCUGCCGAGGAGGUCGAGGCUGCCGAGAGACUUCUCUUUUCGGAGAUGUGCGAGAUCUGUCUCUGGGGCAAUGCCACCGAUCUAUCUCUCUUGACCUCACUCACCUAUGAAGAUAUCCAGAAGUUGCAGGGCUCCCAAGCACGCAAAGAGUCACAGAAGAACAUCAUUGUCAACGACCUCGAUGCCGCCUUUGAUGCCAUGCAGAAGGCCCGCCGGGAGAAAGGCAAUGGCGAGCGUCGUGUGGACAUCGUCCUCGAUAACUCCGGAUUCGAGCUAUUCGUCGAUCUGAUUCUGGGCGGAUACUUGCUCUCUUCAGGCCUGGCGACUAGCGUUGUGCUUCACCCCAAGCGUUUGCCGUGGUUCGUGUCCGACGUGACACCCAAGGAUUUCUCGGAUCUUCUUAACAGCAUGGUCGACCCGCAAGCAUUUUACACAGCCGCCGACGAGUCAGGCAAGACUUUCCCUCCCCUUUCUGAGAAGGAGGUCUCCGAUGUUCAAUUCCUCUUCAACCAGUGGAGUGAGUUCCACCAAGACGGUAAGCUCAUUCUGCGUCCACAUGCCUUCUGGACUGAGCAAGGUGGCUUCUGGCGUAUGCCUCACGACGCACCAGAGCUAUUCGAGGAUCUGAAGGAGAGUGAACUUGUCUUGUUCAAGGGUGAUCUGAACUACCGGAAGUUGACUAGCGAUGCGGAAUGGGAUCCCACCACCCCAUUCACAGAGGCCAUUGGCCCACUCGGACCCAAGUCUGGUAUCCGCGUGCUGGCUUUCCGCACCUGCAAGGCCGAUGUUGUUGUUGGCCUUCCAGCUGGCGAAGACGAAAAGCUUCGCGCGCUACCUGGUGGCGGUGGCUCCGAGUCUCGGAAGUGGGCUUGGAGUGGAAAGUGGGCUGUUGUCUCACUUUCUGAUGGAAAGGCUUGA
Penicillium olsonii is the source of this 2652-nucleotide messenger RNA. NCBI's taxonomy places the organism in Eukaryota, Fungi, Ascomycota, Eurotiomycetes, Eurotiales, Aspergillaceae. The record is from the annotation of a GenBank genome assembly.